AUGGAUGCACAGCACUGCAAAAUGAAUGGCGACCCUUUCCAGGAAUCUAUGUACAUUGAAGAGUCCUCAAAUAAAAAUGGUGUGAUUUCUUUGAUUUUCUCUCUGAAAGAAGAAGUUGGGGCACUGGCUAAAGUUCUGCGCACAUUUGAGGAAAAAGGUAUAAACCUGACCCACAUUGAGUCUCGACCUUCCCGUCUCAACAAAGAUGAGUACGAAUUCUUCAUUAACUUGGAAGGCAAGAAUGUCCCAGCGCUGGACAAGAUCAUCAAGUCCUUGAGAAAUGAUAUCGGAGCAACAGUCCACGAGCUUUCACGAACAAAGAAGAAGGACACUGUGCCAUGGUUCCCAAGAAGUAUCCAGGAGCUGGACAGGUUUGCCAAUCAGAUCCUAAGCUAUGGAGCAGAAUUGGAUGCCGACCAUCCUGGGUUCAAAGAUCCUGUGUACCGGGCCCGGAGGAAGGAGUUUGCGGAUAUCGCCUACAACUACAGACAUGGCCAACCUAUUCCUCGAGUCACCUACACGGAAGAAGAAAAGAAAACAUGGGGCACUGUCUUCAGGGAGUUGAAGAGUCUCUAUCCAACUCAUGCUUGUUAUGAACACAACCAUGUGUUCCCACUGCUGGAGAAGUACUGUGGUUACCGGGAGGACAACAUUCCCCAGCUUGAAGAUAUUUCAAAAUUCUUGCAGACCUGCACUGGAUUUCGCCUGCGUCCUGUUGCAGGGUUGCUCUCCUCUCGGGAUUUCUUGGCUGGGCUGGCGUUCCGAGUAUUUCACUCUACACAGUAUAUUCGCCAUGCGUCCAAACCCAUGUACACACCAGAGCCUGAUAUUUGCCAUGAGCUGCUAGGACAUGUGCCUCUUUUUGCUGAUCCCAGUUUUGCUCAGUUUUCCCAGGAAAUUGGACUGGCAUCUCUGGGAGCUCCGGAUGAUUUCAUCGAGAAACUUGCUACGGUUUAUUGGUUUACAGUGGAGUUUGGACUAUGUAAGGAAGGCGAUUCACUCAAGGCAUAUGGCGCAGGGCUGCUGUCUUCAUUUGGGGAGCUGCAGUAUUGUUUAUCAAGUAAGCCUGAGAUUCAGCCUCUUCUCCUGGAGAAGACUGCUGUGCAGAAGUACCCUGUUACUGAGUUCCAGCCUGUCUACUACGUUGCUGAAAGUUUUCAAGAUGCAAAAGAAAAGCUAAGGAAAUUUGCUCAAACGAUCCCUCGUCCUUUCUCUGUCCGGUACAAUCCCUACACCCAGAGGAUUGAAGUCUUGGACAAUGCAAAGCAGCUGAAGAACUUAGCCGACACUAUCAAUAGUGAGAUGGGGAUCCUUUGCAAUGCCCUCCAGAAGAUAAAAUAAAGAUUCGCUGUAACUUGCUAAUCGCUGGCUACUGACUAGAAGCUGCCAUGUGCAAAUACCAGUCUUCAUCUAGUCUCAGUCUAUUAUCUUCCUGUGUAUUGCAUGAAUGCUUAUGUUAUAUAUCUUAAUUACUAUAGAUUAGCGGAGAAAGAGACACCUACAGGUGACCCUUGACUCUUUUGGCCUUCAGACACUAAUCCAUUUUUUCUCACUAAUGCAAAAAAUCACCU
Messenger RNA from Aptenodytes forsteri (emperor penguin), 1571 nucleotides. It is a transcript of the gene PAH, whose product is annotated as phenylalanine hydroxylase. Gene Ontology annotation, biological process: L-phenylalanine catabolic process; L-tyrosine biosynthetic process. Lineage: Eukaryota; Metazoa; Chordata; Aves; Sphenisciformes; Spheniscidae. The transcript has 13 exons. The coding region runs from base 1 to 1341 and encodes 446 amino acids. Gene Ontology annotation, molecular function: iron ion binding; phenylalanine 4-monooxygenase activity. The record is from RefSeq and is a predicted model, not a curated record.